UCCUCUUGUCCUCUACCGUAACAGCUGUUUGUUUUAAUCUAUAGGCCUACUUUACACCUUUCCUGUCGGUUUCUCCUGUCACUCGGGGAUCAGCAGGGCACAGUGUGCAGUCUUUACGCAGGAUUGAUGUGCGAGGAGACGCCGACAUGCGCAUCCCGGACUCCCCUCAGUGAUGGUCGGGAGCUCUGUUCAUAGGCCCUGCUAUCUCUGUCUUAUCACUGGAAAAGCGUUAGUGUUUCAUGUUUAAAUGGUCCGGUGAAAUGUGAAUUUGGACCACGGAGGGAUUCUCAGCGAUAAGGCCAAGACUUUUGAAAGAUGAAGAUUUGGAGCACGGAACAUGUUUUCAGUUACCCCUGGGAGACGGUGAUCAAGGCUGCCAUGAGGAAGUACCCAAACCCCAUGAACCCUAACGUGGUGGGGGUGGAUGUCCUGGACCGCAGUCUGGACGCAGAGGGACGCCUGCACAGCCACAGACUGCUCAGCACAGAGUGGGGCCUGCCGGGAAUCGUGCGAGCGAUACUGGGAACCAACCACACGCAGACGUACGUGCAGGAACACUCCAUAGUGGACCCAGAGAAGAAGAAGAUGGAGCUGUGCUCAACAAAUAUUACUCUCACCAACCUGAUUUCAGUGGAUGAGAGGCUUCUUUACAGUCCACACCCAGACAACCCUGACGUUACCAUCCUGACCCAGGAGGCCAUCAUCACAGUCAAGGGGCUAAGUCUAGGCAGUUACCUAGAGGGGAUGAUGGCAAUGAGAAUGUCAGCUAAUGCCAUAAAGGACAGCAGUUCUGCAGUGCCGAGUACUUUCCCCGCUACACCUCAUAGAGCAGGGGAUUCUCAGUGCGUCAGGACCCUCUGGAGUUGGUACACAUGCAGUGGGAGCUCAGACAGACGGUGUAAUGCUGCCAAAGAGGAAUGGUUUUUAGAGCUGGAAUCAAGGGUCAAAUUCUGGCAGGCGUGGCUCAAUGAAAACUCAAAACCAUCAACUGCUAUUCAGAUCAAGGCGAGGAGAACAGGACCAUUUUCUUUACUGCUGAAAAAACGGAAGGUUUAAAAUUCAAGGGCCUCUCAGACAUUUAUUGGUUAGAAUAUAAUAUUCUGACCACAUUCUUUUAGCUCUUACGUCAUAUCUUCAUCAUAUUUUAGAAGAGAUACACUUGUUUUAGAAAAAAAGUAAUGGUGCACUGACAAUAUGCAACAAUUUUAUUUGAAUCGAUGUUCUUCUGUAUGUCCAACACUGGCGACAACUGCUGGAAUUCAAAUCUGACAGCUUUGUAUGUGUUUCAAGAGGCAAACACUGUAGAUGAUAUGUUUGCAUGAUAGUUGUAUUAAAAGAGGAGACCGUGUA
Trematomus bernacchii (emerald rockcod) is the source of this 1350-nucleotide messenger RNA. RefSeq names its product PRELI domain containing 3A (gene prelid3a). The transcript is spliced from 6 exons. Lineage: Eukaryota; Metazoa; Chordata; Actinopteri; Perciformes; Nototheniidae. Bases 316 to 1056 code for a protein of 246 amino acids. Gene Ontology annotation, biological process: phospholipid transport. The record is from RefSeq and is a predicted model, not a curated record. Gene Ontology annotation, cellular component: mitochondrial intermembrane space. Gene Ontology annotation, molecular function: phosphatidic acid transfer activity.